AUGGAUCCAGAAUCCAUGUUGGAUCACUUUGCAGCAGUGGACAAGUCCAAGAACGAACCCGAGAACGAACCCGAGAGCAAAAGAAGCCAACGCGGCAUAGUGUCUCUGGGAGGUUUCAGGAUCAAUCCCGGCAAAGAUCGGGAUAAAAACACUCGAUUCCUUGACCGUAUGAAGUUGGAUGCACCCCCAUGCCAAUGGACGGUAAAGGACCUAGAUCAUGAUAACCAGCGUGGCCUGCCUGUGCCGUUUAACAAUGUCCGUUGUGCGGCUGCGGUUCCCAGUUACUCCCCCAUCGCCGGCCCAUCAGAGCCAGCAAGUCACCUGCUAGCCAGCCAGGAAACGUCAAUAACGGGGGAACCAAAAAAACACCAAAAGCCUCCACUGGUGAACCUGGAACUGUUCAACGCGCAUAUAUACCUGCCGUUGGGCCCUUCAAACCAGCAACCGCCCAAAACGUAGUUUCAUGGACUCCAGAGCCACACGACAACGGUAAGGGAGGUAAAAGUCCCAUCACAUCACCACAUCCCUUCACCGCGCAUGACCUCGUGUGUUACCCUACCCUUCGUCUUCAUGUUUAAGUGAUACAUUUCUUUAACAAGCAUACAAAUAUACAUACAUACAUAAAUACAUAGGUCAGGCACUACUGGAAAGACACGGACGAUUGCCCCCGGAAG
Molecule: messenger RNA, 674 nt
Organism: Volvox carteri f. nagariensis
Lineage: Eukaryota; Viridiplantae; Chlorophyta; Chlorophyceae; Chlamydomonadales; Volvocaceae
Exons: 5
Coding region: 1-459 (152 amino acids)
Source: RefSeq, a predicted model, not a curated record